Molecule: messenger RNA, 2243 nt
Organism: Phodopus roborovskii (desert hamster)
Lineage: Eukaryota; Metazoa; Chordata; Mammalia; Rodentia; Cricetidae
Gene: Ssbp3
Product: single stranded DNA binding protein 3
Exons: 18
Coding region: 399-1589 (396 amino acids)
Biological process (GO): positive regulation of transcription by RNA polymerase II
Cellular component (GO): nucleus
Molecular function (GO): protein binding; single-stranded DNA binding
Source: RefSeq, a predicted model, not a curated record
CUCCUGCCGGGGCAGCCACGUUCGGUUGAGCUCCAAGUAGACCAGCAGCGGCGGCGGCAGCGGCAGCGGUGCUGAAGGCGCAGAGGGCGGCGCAGGCGGAGCCGGGCGGGCGGCGGGCGCGCGGGCCACGAGCAAGCGAGCUGCAGGCUUCGGGCGGGCGGCGGCACAGCUCAGGCCGAGCCGGCGCGGGAGGAGUUCCAAGGCGAUGGGGCCGCGGCCGGGGCUGACGCUUUGACAGCUGGAAAGAGCGCGGAGCCAGCGCCGGGGAGGGAGGGAGCGCGGCGAGCGGAGUGCGAGCGAGCGGGCGAUCGCCGGGAGGGGGCCGGGAGCAGGGCAGCUCGGGAGACCGGACGGUAGCGGCGGCGGCGGCGGGCUCGGCGCCCUCUUCUCUGCAAGCCAUGUUUGCCAAAGGCAAAGGCUCGGCGGUGCCCUCGGACGGGCAGGCUCGGGAAAAGUUAGCUUUAUACGUCUACGAAUAUUUACUGCACGUAGGAGCACAGAAAUCUGCACAGACCUUCUUAUCAGAGAUUCGAUGGGAAAAAAACAUCACACUGGGAGAGCCUCCUGGGUUUCUGCACUCGUGGUGGUGUGUAUUUUGGGACCUUUACUGUGCAGCUCCUGAAAGGAGAGACACUUGUGAACAUUCAAGUGAAGCAAAAGCCUUUCAUGAUUAUAGUGCAGCAGCUGCCCCAAGCCCUGUGCUUGGCAACAUUCCCCCCAACGAUGGGAUGCCCGGAGGCCCCAUCCCACCAGGGUUCUUUCAGGGUCCUCCGGGGUCACAGCCCUCGCCGCACGCACAGCCUCCACCUCACAAUCCCAGCAGCAUGAUGGGACCCCACAGUCAGCCUUUUAUGUCACCGCGAUAUGCAGGCGGCCCCAGGCCCCCGAUCAGAAUGGGAAACCAGCCUCCAGGAGGAGUUCCUGGGACACAGCCAUUGCUGCCCAAUUCUAUGGAUCCCACACGACAACAAGGUCACCCCAACAUGGGAGGAUCAAUGCAGAGAAUGAACCCUCCCAGAGGCAUGGGGCCCAUGGGGCCUGGCCCACAGACUGACCCUUGGUUAUCGUUGCAGAAUUACGGCAGCGGCAUGAGACCACCACCCAACUCCCUCGGCCCCGCCAUGCCUGGGAUUAACAUGGGCCCAGGAGCUGGCAGACCCUGGCCCAAUCCCAACAGUGCUAACUCAAUCCCGUACUCCUCCUCAUCACCUGGUACCUAUGUGGGACCCCCUGGUGGUGGCGGCCCUCCAGGAACCCCCAUCAUGCCUAGUCCUGCGGAUUCAACAAAUUCCAGUGACAACAUCUACACAAUGAUUAAUCCUGUGCCGCCUGGAGGCAGCCGGUCCAACUUUCCAAUGGGUCCUGGCUCAGACGGCCCAAUGGGAGGCAUGGGCGGCAUGGAGCCACAUCACAUGAAUGGGUCCUUAGGAUCAGGAGACAUAGAUGGACUUCCAAAAAACUCUCCUAACAACAUAAGUGGCAUUAGCAACCCUCCAGGCACCCCUCGUGAUGAUGGCGAGCUAGGAGGGAACUUCCUCCACUCCUUCCAGAACGACAAUUAUUCUCCAAGCAUGACGAUGAGUGUGUGACCCCCCCCCCAAGACGCUGAGAGCCGGCAUUGCAGGCAGAAGAUGCCAGAGAUUAUGCAAGAAGAAGUGAGGUGUCGAUGCCAGGAGCGGGGGGAGGGGUCUCCUGCCCCACCCACCCCUCUCACCCACUCCCCACCUUUCCCAAUUUUAGUUUCAUGCAAUAAAAAGGCCAAACUUUUAUUCCGUAAAACAUGAAGGACAAAACUCAAAAGAUGUAUUUCAAGUCAACAAUCAGAAAAAUCCCACCCUCCCCUCCCCCUAAAGGACCUUUCUGUACAUGACACUUUUUGUUGUUUUUGUUUGUUUGUUUGUUUGGGAUUUUACCGUUGCUGGGGUUUUUAAUUUGUUUUUUUGGGGGGAUUUCUUUUGGGGGAAAUUUUUUUAAUGGAAGCUUCUAGCAAGCCCUACACCCCACCCCACUCAACCUCUUUGCUUUCUUCUUUAAAAAAAAAGAAAAGAAAACAAAAAAAAAAAAAAAAAAGAAAAGAAAAGAAAAGGAAAGGAAAGACAAAAAACAAAAAAAGGAAGAAACCCACAAACCCUGCUGUCUGUCCCCAAGUCCUGGCACCAGGAAAGCUAGCCUGGGUGUGCCAUGUCACGCUGACGUUGUAGCCAUCUAAAAAUAAUAAUAACAAUAAACUGGACAGUUUACAA